AUGGGACUCUCGGAGCCACGGCGAAAGCAACGGCUUGUCGGAGCGGCCGCGCAUCGCAAUGCAGCGUGGACCAACGACAUGUCGUUGCCAGGACAGCGCAUGAUGUCGAUGAUGGGGUGGGCGCCUGGUGAGGGGCUAGGGACGACGAACAAGGGUCUAUCGACCAAUCUGACCGUUUCCAUGAAACUCGAUAAUAAAGGCAUAGGUGCGCACCGUCAUGAGCGUGAAGCACGCGAGCAAGGCAGAUCUGAUGCAUGGGUUGGUGCCGGUGGCGAUCUGGGUUCGUUAUUUGACCGGCUCAACCAGGCCAACGAACAGGCUACACCGUCACCGCCGCCUGAGCCACGGCCCUCGUCGUCACGUCUGGCGCACCGCGCCAAAUUUCGGCGCGCCAAGCAGCUGCACGGUCAAAGUGCUGCGAAUUUAAAUGAGAUUUUUGGUAUUAGUGCCUCGGCACAAGCCUCUACGGAAAGCCAGCCAGGGAAGGACAAGCAAGACGACAAGGAGAAGGAAGACAAAGCCAAGCGGAAGGAAGAAAAGGCGAAGCGGAAAGAAGACAAGGCGAAGCGGAAAGAAGACAAGGCACAGCGGAAAGAAGACAAGGCUAAGCGAAAAAAAGACAAGGCCCGAAGCAAAGACCCAUCCUCCAAGAAGCGCAAGCGCGACGAGGAAGACGAGUCACCACCCUUGGUCAUACGAACGAAUGAGCAGUACGUGUUUCAGUACCUGUCGAACAAACUUCUACGCAAAAAAGCCGAGGUCGCGCGCCGAAAGCGCGAGCAGGGCAUCUGGUGGAGUGGUGCCGCCUAG
Molecule: messenger RNA, 810 nt
Organism: Malassezia restricta
Lineage: Eukaryota; Fungi; Basidiomycota; Malasseziomycetes; Malasseziales; Malasseziaceae
Product: Pin2-interacting protein X1
Exons: 1
Coding region: 1-810 (269 amino acids)
Molecular function (GO): nucleic acid binding
Source: RefSeq, a predicted model, not a curated record